AUGCUGCCUACCGAGCAAGGCAAGUGCCACAAGUCUGGCCCCUUGUCGAGUAUUAACAAUCCGGGUCUGGCACGCCUUGGAGUGCCUGUGCGCUGAUUUGGUUCAUCCAACGAACGGAUUGUUUGGCAAGUAUUUCUUUGUCUCUGGCUCGGCCCAUGGUCUCGACGCUCGACACUGACACGCCAUCAUCCCACCGGUCGCCCGCGGCAUGCUGUGCCUGCUGGUUCCCACCUGCUAUGCAAUCUUCGUGCUGCUGCCCGCCGUCUCGCAUCCGUCUCUCUGCCUUCGUGCUUUUAAGACGGAAAUCGAGACAACACCGAGGCGGACGGGGAACGGCUCGGGGUCAGGCAGUGUCUCCCAAGUCAUAUGGACGAUACGCAUUUGAAGCAUUCUCCUGUGUACAGGGAACAAGCUGGGAGGGGAACCAGUCAACGGGCACCCGCGUCCUUCUUUCAAUGCUUUCAUCCAUUCAUGACUCCGGUACUUCACAGCAUGGCCCGGCCUUCAUAUCACCUCGCAUCAUGCCGUCCUCUAUGGUUUCCGACCAUUGUUCCGACUACCAUAUGAGAUCCAAGCUCGUCGCUUGCCUUUUAGCCGUUUAUCUUCAACGCUAUCCGCCGUCGCUGCCAAGGGUCGUGUGUGACCAAGAACGGGUAUCGCCGACGCAGAGGAAACAACCCCAACCCCCCCCCCUGUUCGUGCUCGAUAUUUGCCGUUGACGACGGGAAAUAAGUCUUGACGGGUAAUCGGACCAUUUCUUGAUAGGCCUUGCAAUGACUGUGGUUUUCCCUGACUGUCAUA
Molecule: messenger RNA, 801 nt
Organism: Colletotrichum navitas
Lineage: Eukaryota; Fungi; Ascomycota; Sordariomycetes; Glomerellales; Glomerellaceae
Exons: 1
Coding region: 156-719 (187 amino acids)
Source: RefSeq, a predicted model, not a curated record